Messenger RNA from Planococcus citri (citrus mealybug), 3559 nucleotides. RefSeq lists its product as uncharacterized. NCBI's taxonomy places the organism in Eukaryota, Metazoa, Arthropoda, Insecta, Hemiptera, Pseudococcidae. Bases 712 to 3294 code for a protein of 860 amino acids. The transcript is spliced from 17 exons. The record is from RefSeq and is a predicted model, not a curated record. Gene Ontology annotation, cellular component: membrane.
AAAUCUAGAAAUGGCUGAAAACUCGACUGAUGUCUACGACUUUGUUUUUCCGAGUCCGCCAGCUUUACAACAACUCGCAGCCAUCGCAGUAGCAGUGAAACUAUGGCGUGAACAAGUCGAUUUAUCUCCACAACAUCACGAAGUAUUUAUUAUUCCUCCUGCCACCAGAAUGAUAGGCAAGCCAUAUUACGAGUCACAAGAACAUUACAUCGAAAUAGCUGAUGGCUGAUAGAUAGCUUUGACCGCAACCGGACGAAAAAGUUCUCUAUUUUUUUUUAUCCUGUAAAAUAAUUUACUACAAAGAUACAAUUAUCUGGCAUUUUCAAACAAAAUAGAUGUAUACACCCACGAAUAUGUUGAAAGAACUCAGCCGCAGUGGAAAUAUUAAAUCAUCGACGCGUCUUUCGGUCAGAUUUUCGACCUAUCCGCAUGCAAAGCUCGUCGUGCAACGUUCAAGGCCUACCCGAACAUACCGACAACUCGAUAGUUUAUGGCAAGAAGGAUGAAUGAAUCAAGCAGAAGUAACCGUACCGUCGACCGAAGGAAAACGCUCUCGAGUAGAUAAAUAUCUACGAUCGAGACGCGUCAUGGAAUACGUAUAGUUCAUCGCAGCUGUGAAGUGAUCGCGAUUUCGGGGGUUCGUUGAGCAUUUUUCCCGAUUAUUUCGAGUGCAUUUUGUUUGUCGCGAAGAGUCGAAACGAGGCCAGAAAAAUGGCCGAAGAAGAAGACCAACCGCAGUCGUCGUUCGAAAACGCUUGUAAAAAGCUCAGGAUUAACCAUAACCUGAUUAUGUUGAAGCUUACCUUAUUCGUUAUGUAUGGAGCUACUUCGUCGCUGGUGCCUUUCUUGACUAUUCAUAUGCAAAGUAUUGGAUUGACCGUUGAAGAAAUUGCCUGCAUUUAUUUAGCUCUACCAUUGACGACGUUUUUAGCACCUCCGGUUACAGGUUUCCUCGUAGAUAAAUUCGGACACUAUAAACCAGUUCUAUUCAUAUCGUUGCUUUUGAACGCUAUUUUCCAUCAUUCAUUGAUGCUCAUCCCUCAAAUGGAAACACCCGGUCAAAUUCCUCCGGCUUACGUCAUGAGACAUCCGCAACAUGGAAAAGUUGAAGUUUGGUGGAGUCCAUGCCCGAGUAGAGAAUGCCCCGAAAAAGAAGAACUGAAUUUAGUCGUCGACAAAUGCGAAGAUCACUGCUUGCUUUAUUUUCCCAACAACUCUACUUAUUUCCCUCACAAAAGUAUGGUCAAAGUUGAACCCAGCAUUGCAGUCAGACCUUACACACCACUCAGAACCAGCAACACCCUACCUAUGGUUGGUUGUUUUGGAAUUACAGACGUAACCGAGUCUCCGGUCACGAAUGUCACGACGGUUAAUCCCGAUUUGCAUUUCAUUGUUGAAAAACGACCGAAAAAUGCCACCAAGCAAAGUAAGACGACGACACCGGCUCCUAGGAAGGUUCGUAGUGCGGAUUACGAUUAUAGAAGAAAUGGGACGAAUAUGACGGAGGAUGAGACUGUUUUUAUGGUGUUGGAUAUGCAUGAAAAUUUAAUGACUCCGGUUGAGAAUUUAGGAAUGGAGUUACCAGAACACGACGACAGUUCAGAAGUGACGGAUUUUCGACAGCAUUUCAAAGAAGACGUACUGGUCUCAUCCGGAGUCAAUUUCAGCGCUUUAUUAGAAGAAGAUCUAAGAUGCGGCGGACGUGUAGUUGCCACCAAUCUAACAUAUCGUAAACUGAACGAACUAGCUGCCGAUUGUAUGCUUCAAAAAUGCUCCUUCAGAACCGGUGGACCUGAAAUUUGUCCACCAGAUUAUAAAGAAUCGGACGAUCGCAUUUACUGGUUGUAUUUUUGUCUACGAUUUGUGGGCACUACGAUGAUGUCAGCCUCAGUCACCGUCAUGGAUCCCAUUGCUCUCACAUUGAUUCAACAAUACGGCGGCGAAUUUGGCCGAGAAAGAUUAUUUUCGACGAUAGGAAUGGCUAUAUUUUCACCUUUAACCGGCAUAUUAAUCGAUUACAAAAGCAGACAAGCAGGUUACACAGAUUUUUCAUACGCAUUCUACAUGUACGAUGUGCUGCUACUCAUCUCCAUCUUGACUGUCCUAUGGAUGCCUGUGGGUCCGAAGAUGCCAGUUGAUAACAUAAUGACGGAUAUGCUGAAACUCUUGAAAUUACCUCAUAUCAUAGGGUUUAUAUUUUUCAUGUUCGCAUUGGGAAAUUUAUGGGGAUUCAUCGAAUCGUAUUUGUUUCUUCAUUUGAAGGAGCUAGGAGCAUCUAACUAUUUACUUGGUUUCACCGUAUCUGUAGCCACGUUGAGCAGUAUCCCUUUCUUAUACGGAGCUGAAAAAAUAACUCAUAAAAUUGGUCACGUGAACGUAAUCGUUUUAGCAUUCUUCUCGCAUGCCGUCCGUCUCAUUGGAUAUUCGUGCAUCGAAGAACCAUUAUGGGUAUUCCCUUUCGAAGCUAUGGAAGCUGUCGCGGUACAUUUAAUGUGGGUCGCCGCCGCCACCUAUUGUGCAGUUAUCGCUCCCAGAAACUUGCUGGCAACUUUGAUAGGCGUUGUUGGAAUGGCGCAUUUCAGCUUAGGUCGUGGCAGUGGAAGUUUCGUCGGCGGUUGCCUGAUCGGCCAGUUUGGUACCCGACAAUCGUUCAGAUUAAUGGGCAUCGGAGGCUUUAUCACCGGAUUAAUAUACAGCCUGAUGUACUUCACGUGUUUACGAAGCUACGACCGCAAACAAAUGCUGAAAAAAAGCUUAGAGCAGGAUUUCACCGCUGAAAUAAUGGAAAAUGGCAAAGAAGCCGAAGAGAAGUUGAACGCCGAGAGAAGAGAAAACGAAGAGUUGGCAGAACGGCUCAGCUUGAUAAUUAAACUCAACCAUCGCGGAUCGCUGACGUCUUUGGAUCGAGUACAGCUUAGUCGAAGAAAUAGUACGAACGCCGAUUAUACCUCGAGACAGUCGAAUUCGCAAAUCAAGAUCAUCGCCAUCGAUGGGAAUAACUUUUUGAAAUCUAAUCUCGAAUUGAGCAGCAUGUAUAAGUUAUCUCAAUCGUCGUUUAUUUAUUAUAAAACUUCAGUUCCUCAGUUGCAUAAAUUGUGCUCCAAAGAAUUCAGCGAUGGAAGUAUAGAUGCAAUUUUGAUCAAAAAAAAUUCGCACGUUUUAUCAGAUGACAUUCGUGCCAGAAGCGGAUCGAUUCCCGAAGAAGAAGAAUGGAACGAAAAUGAAAACUUUCGAUCGAAUGCUCGAGCAGAUAGCGACGAAAGCAUACAAAGAGCCGUUAGUGAAGAAAAAUAGCAUUCGUGAUUCACCUUUGCGCCCAAAAUGCCUUCGAAAUCUCAUUUAUUUAUUGAAUUCAGUUACCGUUGUUUUUUUUGCCGGGAAUUUUUCUCAAACUUUUAGUCUAAUUCAAUUAAUCUGAUAAGAAUGUUGAAAUUAUUUAAGGAUCAACGCAUCUCUUUUUUACUCGUUUUUAUUCCGAUUUUUUUUACUCGUUAAAAUGUAACGCCGUUGUUUUUGGUGAUUUUAUUUUGUCUGAAAAUAUACGGGUAGUUGUUGUAAA